CAUCAUUCCUGUCUAAAACUACUCUUUUCAUGUCAAAGAGGUUUCUCUCUUCAAGAACUUCAAGGCUUGCUGGUAAAAUCAUAAUGAUGUAAAGUAAACUGCUCCUCUCAUUGAUUGUAACCGUGUUUCCUGGGCUAAAAGUUAACAAGACUUUCAGAGAUCUCUUCCUCUACCAAUCCAGUGAAUGUUAAAGCACUAGUCUAUGGGCCACUGAACCAGGUUGAGCACCUUCAUAGAAACCUGGCUGGGAUGUCACAGAGUUUGAAGAGGGAGAACCGGAUUGUGUUUAAGUCACAAUUCAUGGACAAUAAAAUCCAUGGACUUCAUCUGUUUUGUACAUUUUUUUCCCCGUCCUACAAACCAAGUGUAACUUUGGGUGAAGUCUGGACCUCAACUUGUAGCUAUGACAUCUGACCUUGAUGUUGAUCAGCUAAUUCAAACCGAUGACUUCACUUGAAGUUGCUGUGGAUCAAAAUAAAAAUCAGCAACAAUCAGUGAGGGUGAGUUACUGAAUGUUUAGGAUGAAGUGGCGAUCCAUUCUACUAACCUUUGUCUUACUGACCCGCCGGUGUCACCAUGUCACCGGUGACUUUGCGGCCUCUGAUGAACGUCCAGACGUUGGACACGAUGAGGACGUACACCCCAAUACCUUCACAGAAAAUAACGGGGAUGUACUGGACAUGAACAUCCAAACAAGCAUGGAUGUAGCAGACACAGACUUUGACACAAACUGGGACACAAACAAAGACAACUAUGAGGACGCUGACUGGCAUCCUCUUCCCUUCCUCCUGGAAACACACUCCGACCUGUCAGCGAACUCCCCACCAUUCAUACGCAGCAGCGACACCGGUGUUAACGACAGAACCAACCAAAGCUUCAACCGGACUAUUGUCAGUUCAUCGACACAGUGCGGCGAGUACAGCAGCCAGCUGACGUCUAGUGGCCAGUGCCGGCUGAUGGCCACGCUGCCUCCGGUGCCGGUGGGAACGUCGCAGCAACGCUGCCCGGAUAUGUUCCGCUGCACAGACGACAUCUCAUAUUGGCUCCACGAGAACCAGAACAGAAAGGAGCAGCUAGAGGAGCUGAGGGAGACGAUGUCAGAGCUGCAGGAGGAGCUGAGGAACCACCGCCAUCGAGUCAAGUCCCUGGAGGUGCAGGGUGAAGAAAGAGUUAGUGUAGAGUCGCCCUUCGACCAGCGCCUGCAUUCUCUGGAGUUGCGUCACACCGAGGCCGACACGCUGCUCCUGGUGCAUGCGGCGCUGCUGUAUGAGCUGCAGACGCAGCUACGCAACCUCUCGGCCGCCGCCGCCGCGCAGCGCAUGAGCCGCAACACGGGCUGCGCCAUCAACGUCGUCAGAACGACGCCGCUGCUCGGCACGCGAGACACACUGCCACCAGAUGGGCCGCGCUUGUCUUUCUGUCCAUCCGACUGUGCGUCUCUGUAUUACAACGGUGUUCGUCAUUCCGGUGUUUACACCAUCAUCCAGUCGCCAGGCAUUGCCCUGCCCGUCUACUGCGACAUGGAGACCGAGGGCGGAGGCUGGACUGUGUUUCAGCGGCGGCGCGGCGGCCUGGUGAGUUUUAACCGCGGCUGGUCGGAGUACCGCGACGGCUUCGGCGAGCCACGAGAGGAACACUGGCUGGGCAACCAACAGCUCCACCUGCUGUCCAACCAGGGCCACUACAGCCUCCGCAUCGAGCUGCACGACUGGAGCCACGCCCACAAACAUGCCCUGUACCACAGCUUCAGGAUAGAGAACGAGGAGAACCGGUACCGCCUCCAUGUGUCUGGUUUCAGUGGAACGGUGGAGGAUUCGUUCGGUUGGUACCACGACCAGCACGACUUCAGCACGCCAGACACUGGCAACAUCUGUGCCGAGAUCAGCCACGCCGGCUGGUGGUUCCACCAGUGUUUCUACACCAACCUCAACGGCGUCUACUACAAGGGGGGGCGCUACUCUCUGAAAGCUCAGAACCUGCUCGGGCCGGAUGGCAUCGUCUGGUUCUCCUGGAAGGAGUCAGACUUCUACUCUCUGAAGGAGGUGACCAUGAUGAUGCGACCGUGCAACUUCAGGCCGCGCUUGUCGCCAUAGCUGAAGCCCUGCUUGCAGCUUUCUUAGGACUGCUAGCUGCCUCCAGGGGCUGCCAGAACUCCCACGUACCAAAUUAUGUAUUAAUACACUGCUGAAAAUAGUCCCCAACAAAUGCACUUUUUAUGCUGUAUGAGUAAACUAACUAUAACUGUAAGUACUUUGAUUUCUCAGCAUAUAUCCAGCGCCUUUAAUGUCACAUUUAGAGGCUCAUAAUCAUUACGGACUUCUUCUGCUUCGUCUGUUGCACCAGUAAAGACACUGAUGUCAAAGUGUUACGUCUACACCUUUAAGGGUCCAUGCACAGACCCUGGUUCACCCACAAUAAGUGAUUUCACUCUCUUUGGAUGAUUCGAGUGUAUCACAGGAGGGUGCAGACUGAUCCUCCCUCUCUUGGAAACUUUGUUGCACCUGUCAGGGUGGAGCAAUCUACAGCUUUAUCAUUCUUAUUGGUGCAUGGAGUCUGCUGACUGCACAAAAUUCCCCGCAAAGCUCUCUUUAGCUUCCACCUGAGCAGAGGUCUUAUAAGCAAGCAUAUGUGCAUUUUAAUACAGAACUUUUAAAACACUCCUUGUGCUUUU
Anarrhichthys ocellatus (wolf-eel) is the source of this 2671-nucleotide messenger RNA. Its product is annotated as angiopoietin-related protein 7-like. The coding region runs from base 513 to 2093 and encodes 526 amino acids. The transcript is spliced from 6 exons. Lineage: Eukaryota; Metazoa; Chordata; Actinopteri; Perciformes; Anarhichadidae. The record is from RefSeq and is a predicted model, not a curated record.